CCGGGACCAAAUUAUACAUCCAAUAAACCACGAAGAAUUAAGAAAAACCAAGAGAUCACUCUACAAGUAUGGAGUUAGUCUGGUAAUAAUUCAGUAAUAUAAGUAGAACAAGGAGAGUUCAUCAUAUAUUCUCGGUAUGACUUAUAUAAGGGCAAAUGAGGUGUGGUAGGUGACGAGCUGAUCCGAAAACUAUUGGAAUUUUCUCUAUCCUUUUAUUAUUUUCCAUUCGUCUUGUUCGUCUCCACCGGUAUUAAGUCCGGCGAUAUGUGAGCUUUUCUAACUAUCGAUUAAGUAGGAUUCGAAGAAAGGUGUUUAGGAUGCAAAUUUGACCCAAUCAAUCACACUCAUAAUUUACCCAUUUUUUUUAUUUAAAACACAUUUAAUAUAUAUUAUUAGAACUACAUUCAUUAUGUUUGUUAAACAAAAUAUUAACAAAAAAAUGUUUGGUCUAUACCACCCUUAAAAAGUUAUACUGGGCCAUUGCACAAACUCCUGAAACAUUUGGGGGGAGGUGAUAGAUUUAUAGUACGAGCGGGUUCGGAUUUCGACCAAAACGGGUCAAUCCCGUCUCUCUCUCUCACUCAGACACACUCACGCACACACAGAGAGAUCCACCAGGCCUUCACUUCUUCUACUCUAACAUCUUUCUCCAUUUUUUCCGAUCUCCAUUCUCAAGGAUCGAGAUCACAUCCCUUGGUCUCAAGUAUUUUGGACUCUUUAUUGGGGUUUUGGCAAUAUAUAUUCCCUCUACAUGCUAUAUCCAUAGAGCAUCCGUUCCUACCCGGAUCUCGAAAAAUCGAUGGACUCGCCGCCUUCUGUUUCACCGAGAAGGUUACCGGAAUCUCCGAUCGGAAACUCGAAGAAACCCUCGAGUUACACGUCGACAUCCUCAUUGUCUAAAUCAAUCGCCGACUCCAGCAGCCAGAGCUUCUCCUCCAUCCUCAAUAACCCUAAUCCUUCUUCCUCCUCCGUCUCGAGCUGGUGGUCAUCGUCGACAGCCGUUCCCCUACCGGAAUUCUCCCCCUUGCCCACUGCGCCCAAACCCGGAUCUGAACUAACCCGAUCGGAUUUCCUGCCUUACCUCUCCUCCGUCUCAGAAUCUCACUCUCGUUUCGUCGACAUCCUCAGACAGCACGAUAGGGAUCACCAGGGACAGGACGGUCAUUUCACCGGCGGCUCUCCGGGAGAGGCACUGGUGGCGUGCUUGAGGGAGGUUCCCGCGUUAUAUUUCAAAGAGGAUUUCCAAUUGGAGGAUGGCGCCACUUUCAGAGCUGCGUGCCCAUUCAGAACUAUGUCGGAGAACGUUGCAUUGCAGGAGAGAUUGUCUCAGUAUUUGGAUGUUGUGGAGUUGCAUUUGGUGAAGGAGAUUUCCAUGCGAUCGAGCUCGUUUUUUGAAGCUCAGGUGCAAUUGGAGGAUUUAAGUGCAAAGAUUGUCCAAGGGUGUGGAAGAGUCAGGGAGUUGAAAGAGACAAUCAGGCUUUUGGAUUCCGAUUUGGUGGGCUCGGCUAGGAGAGUGCAGGAGUUUAGCAUGAAGCGUGGGGAUUUGAUCACACUGCAGAACAAACUAAGGCUUGUGCUGUCAGUCAAUCAGGCUGUCUCCACUCUUCAAUUGCUGGUUGCAUCUGCAGAUUGUCUUGGAGCACUAGAUAUUACCGAUGACCUGCAGCAUAUAUUGGAUGGGGACGAACUGAUUGGUUUGCAUUGCUUUCGUCAUCUUCGUGACCAUGUAACAACUUCCGUAGAUUCAAUUAAUAGCAUUCUUUCAGCAGAAUUUAUUCACACAUCUUUGCGGGGUACCGAAAAUGUGGAUUUAUCAGUAGCAAUGUCUACCUUCAACUCCAAUGGCAGAUAUGAUGGAGUUAGACUGGAGGAAGAACAAACCACUAAUUUUCAAGAUCAGCUUCUCCCUCUUAUCAUUGGAUUGCUUAGAACAGGAAAAUUACCAGCUGUGUUGAGAUUAUAUCGUGAUACACUUGCUUCUGAUAUAAAGACUUCUGUGAAGACGACAGUUCUAAAUAUGCCGCUGGAAUCAAAUUCUAUGUCUGGAGAAGGGAUUGUGGAUAAUGAUGGUGGAGGCUCAUCACUAGGAACGAGGCUGAAAAGUUUAUCGACCGACAGCUUUUUGAAACUUUUGGAGGAAAUUUUCAAGAUAGUGCAGACACACUUACUGCGGGCUUCUGAGGUCAAAAGAGCAAUUGAAUGGAUUAUGGGCAAUCUCAAUGGUCAUUAUGCUGCUGCUUCAGUUGCUGCUGCCAUCGCACAUGGUGCAUCAGCUCCAGAAAUAGCACAAGAGACAGAUGGUCAUGCUAGUUCCUUUUCGCCACACUCUUCGCAAAAUGCUUCCAGACUCACCUCUAUCCAGGGAAGAGGAUAUGAUACUGCAAGCUCAAAUCUUUCAAGAAAUUUCCGAGCUGAUAUUUUAAGAGAGAAUGCAGAAGCUUUGUUUGCUGCUUGUGAUGCUGCUCAUGGAAGAUGGGCGAAAAUUGUUGGAAUCCGCUCUCAAAUUCACCCAAAACUGAAGCUGCAGGAAUUUCUGAGUGUUUAUAACAUUAGUCAGGAUUUUAUUAGUUCAACUGAGAAGAUUGGUGGAAGAUUGGGAUAUAGUAUUCGCGGAACAUUACAGUCGCAAGCUAAAUCUUUCAUUGAAUUUCAGCAUGAGUCUCGAAUGGCUAAGAUGAAGGCUUUACUUGACCAAGAAAAUUGGGCUGAGAUAGAUGUUCCAGAUGAAUUUCAGAGCAUUGUCACUUCACUGUGUUCGUCAGAAUCUGUAACUGCUGGAGAGAGCUAUGCAGCUUCUGAUGAUACAUCAAGUUCUAAUGAAGUGGUCUCAAGCAGCGAGGGUUCCUCCAUGACAGCUGCUGAUCCAACAAAUUCAUCGCAACAUAUUGGUCAGCCAGAUUCUAAUGGGGCUGUUGAUCAUAUGCCAAAUACAGAUUCAGCGCGCUUGAGUGUGGGACCUGAGAACACCAAUUCUGAUGUCAGUACUUCCUCUCACGACAACAGUGCCAGUGUGAAAGAACGUGGAAAAUCUGCCCUUCGAAUGCUUUAUAUUAGAGGUGUUGGAUAUCACAUGGUUAACUGUGGCUUAUAUUUGGUGAAGAUGAUGUCAGAGUACAUAGAUAUGAAUAAUUGUUUGCCAACUCUAUCUGCGGAAGUAGUUCAUCGCGUCGCUGAGAUCUUGAAGUUAUUCAAUUCAAGGACUGCUCAUCUUGUUCUUGGAGCGAAUGCCUUGCAGGUGUCUGGUUUGAGAUCAAUUACUGCUAGACACUUGGCUAUGGCUAGUCAGGUGAUAAGUUUCACGUAUGCGAUCUUACCUGAAAUUAGGAGAAGUCUCUUGUUCAAAGUGCCCGAGACGUAUAAAGGGCUAUUGCAGUCAGAGCUCGACCGAGUAGCAACAGAUUAUAAAAACCACCGCGAUGAGAUUCAUUCGAAGCUGGUUCAGAUAAUGAGAGAAAGAUUGUUGGUUCAUCUACGUAGUUUGCCACAAAUACUUGAGGGUUGGAAUAGAUCCGAAGACACUGAUUUACAACCUAGUCAGUUUGCUCGCUCUCUCACCAAGGAGGUUGGAUAUCUUCUGCGUACGUUAUCUAAACACCUUCAUGAAGAGGACGUGCAAGUUAUUUUUGGGCAAGUGGUUAUAAUUUUGCACUCUCAAAUUUAUGAUGCAUUCUCACGGUUGGAAAUCAGCACUCCACAAGCGAAACGCAGUCUUCUUUGCGAAGUCCAGCAUGUACUUGGAUGCAUCAGAUCGUUACCUUCUGAAAAUCCGAGUAAAUCCAGUCCUCAAAACUGGGGGCAACUUGAUGAAUUCCUGGCACAAAAUUUUGGUUCUGAAUCUGGUGAAUAGACUAUUUGUGACGAGAUUUGUGUUAUUGGAUGAAGACUUGUGUAUUCAAAGAAGAUUGUGGGUCGAGUUGGUAUCCUUGAAAUGAGUAGUGGAAGUCUGCCAGAUUCAAUUGCUGGGAGUUGUGCGAGCGUGCGUGUUUGUUACAGAAUUUAGCUUCAAUGUAUUCUUUCUUGUAGCAGGUUGUGUAUUAUUUUCUGUUUCAUUUUUGCACUGGAAAGAAUAAAAGGGAGUAAUAGUGAUGUCCGGUUUUGCCUCGGGUCUCCUUUUAUGCAAGUCUUUUGCGUUAUAAUUCAAUAUAUACUAAGAGAUGGUGUAAAUUCGCUUUCAUUUUUCAGAGGCCUGCGUUGCUCGGUAGGUAACGCAUUUACUGCCUCGACCAUUCAUUUUUCUGUAAAGUGUUUGAAAUUGGAAUAUUGUGGCAUUGUGAUGGGACAGAACAAGUUAGAUUUAAAUGUGGUUCACGGUUGUGAAUUAAAUUAGGUAUACAUGC
Erythranthe guttata (spotted monkey flower) is the source of this 4337-nucleotide messenger RNA. It is a transcript of the gene VPS54, whose product is annotated as VPS54. Gene Ontology annotation, cellular component: GARP complex. Gene Ontology annotation, molecular function: syntaxin binding. Gene Ontology annotation, biological process: retrograde transport, endosome to Golgi; Golgi to vacuole transport. NCBI's taxonomy places the organism in Eukaryota, Viridiplantae, Streptophyta, Magnoliopsida, Lamiales, Phrymaceae. The record is from RefSeq and is a predicted model, not a curated record.